This is a messenger RNA of Podarcis raffonei (Aeolian wall lizard), 1790 nucleotides long. It is a transcript of the gene ISM1, whose product is annotated as isthmin 1. The transcript is spliced from 6 exons. The record is from RefSeq and is a predicted model, not a curated record. Gene Ontology annotation, biological process: negative regulation of angiogenesis. Bases 346 to 1734 code for a protein of 462 amino acids. NCBI's taxonomy places the organism in Eukaryota, Metazoa, Chordata, Lepidosauria, Squamata, Lacertidae.
GCCCCGCUGCCGUCGGGCGGGCGCCCGCAGCCUCCUCGCGCCGCCGCCUCGGAAGCCGCCUCCCGCCCCGAAGUGGCUCCGCCGGGGUGGUGGCGGUGCGGCAGCGGCGCGGGCUGCAGCAGCAGCAGCAGCUCCUCCUCCUCCUGCUCCCCGUCGUCGUCGUCUGCCGGCCCGGUUGAUCCCGAGAGCGGCGCAGGGAAUCCGGCUGCUGCCCCACUAGACGCCGCCGGCGCGGCCGGAGCUCCUGCUGCUGCUGCUCCUGCCGCCGCCGCGGCUCCUCCUCUCGCUGCUGCCGCUGCUGUGCCGUCGCCGUCGCGGAGCCCUAAAGCCGCCCGCUGCAAGAGGAUGGUGCGCCUGGCGGCCGAGCUACUCCUGCUGCUGGGACUCCUCCUGCUCACCUUGCACAUCACGGUGCUGCGGGGCAGCGAGCCCGACGCCGCCACGGGAAACCACAGCCAGCGCCAACCGGAUGCCCUCCACACAGAUGGUCUUCCAUCACCUGAAGCCAGCUUUACCCUCAACCCUGAGGACAGACGGGAUUAUCCUGACCACCAUGUAGCACACAAAUCGUUCACCAAGCAGCGAUUCAGGCAAGAGAAUGGGCAUACAGCUUUGCAAAGAGAUGGGCCCAGACCAUUCCUUCUGGAUCUCCCAAACUUUCCCGACCUCUCAAAAGCAGACAUCAAUGGGCAAAACCCAAACAUCCAGGUGACUAUAGAAGUUGUUGAUGGGCCAGACUCUGAACCAGAGAAGGAUCUCCGAAAGGAAGGCAGCAAACCCAGCUGGCCUGUCCCAUCACCAGACUGGAGGAACUGGUGGCAGAGAUCAGCACCCACGGUCACCCGCAUGAGUAGCGGGGACCAGGAUUACAAGUAUGACAGCACAACCGAAGACAGCAACUUCCUGAACCCCGUUGGUGGCGGGUGGGAAAGUCACGCACCUAGUCACCGGACAUUUGACUCAAAGGCACAGCCAGAGUAUGAUUACAUAGACGGGGAAGGAGACUGGAGCCCCUGGUCUAUUUGUAGUAUAACCUGUGGCAACGGCAAUCAGAAGCGCACCAGAACCUGUGGCUAUGCCUGCACAGCCACCGAAUCAAGAACAUGUGACAGGCCCAACUGUCCAGGGAUUGAAGACACCUUCAGGACAGCAGCAACAGAAGUGAGUUUGCUCGCAGGAAGCGAAGAAUUCAAUGCCACAAAGCUCUUUGAAGUCGAUACUGACAGCUGUGAAAGGUGGAUGAGCUGCAAGAGUGAAUUCUUAAAGAAGUACAUGCACAAAGUGGUCAACGACCUCCCUGCUUGCCCUUGCACGUAUCCCACGGAGGUUGCCUACAGCACGGCUGAUAUCUAUGACCGGCUUAAGCGGAAAAACUUUCGCUGGAAGGAUGCGAGUGGGCCAAAGGAAAAACUGGAGAUCUAUAAGCCGACCGCUCGCUAUUGCAUCCGGUCCAUGCUUUCUUUGGAAAGUACCACCCUGGCAGCACAGCACUGUUGCUACGACGACAUCAUGCAGCUGAUCACGAGGGGCAAAGGAGCAGGCACCCCAAACCUGAUCAGCAUAGAAUUCUCCGCCGAACUACAUUACAAAGUGGACAUUUUGCCUUGGAUCAUUUGCAAAGGGGACUGGAGCCGCUAUAAUGAAGUCAGGCCUCCUAAUAAUGGUCAGAAAUGUACAGAGAAUCCUUCAGAGGAGGACUAUUACAGACAAUUUCAGGAAGCAAGAGAGUACUAAGAAGGCGGAAGAAAGAAGCCAACUUCUUUCACAGUCUGUGCAACACAGGCGGUUGG